CGAACCAUCUAUCAAGUCCCCGCCUCGGCGAAACCACGGUGAGGAAGAAGCACUAGUGGGUGAUCCACUAUCGACUUACCGUGACGUUAACCUACCAAUCACGCUCCCCUAACCGUCAUCGACCCUCACUGGCCUCAGUUUACUGCAGCCUGCAGCCGCCAGGUGCAACCGUGCCAGUGGCUGAGCGCAUGGGUCCAGUCUUCUUGCAUGAUGCUCAGCGGGGAAGGGUCGCAGCUUUAGCCCCUCGACCAAAGUCACUUAAAACGUGGCCUCUCCAAUCUAUUUACCUUUCUCGCUCUCUUCUUUUGUUACUCAUUGUUCAUUGAAAUCGCUGUCGCAAUGUUUGGCAUUCAGAGAUUCCUUGUCACCUUCGUCGUGCUCUUCGGGGUGCUGGCGGUCCUGUUUUCCCAAACUGUUGACGCCUCAAAAGGACCUAAGAUCACCCACAAAGUGUACUUCGACAUCCAACAAGGCGACGAGAACCUUGGCCGUAUUGUCAUGGGUCUCUACGGCAAGACAGUCCCUGAGACAACGGAGAACUUCCGUGCUCUUGCUACCGGCGAGAAGGGAUUUGGAUACGAGGGAUCGACGUUUCACCGUGUGAUCAAAGAUUUCAUGAUUCAAGGCGGCGACUUCACCAAAGGCGAUGGCACAGGUGGCAAGUCAAUCUACGGCAACAAGUUCAAGGACGAGAACUUUAAGUUGAAGCAUACCAAGAAGGGCAUGCUGUCCAUGGCAAAUGCUGGCCCCGAUACCAAUGGAUCACAGUUCUUCAUAACCACUGUCAUCACAUCAUGGCUGGAUGGUCGUCAUGUAGUGUUCGGCGAGGUCCUUGAGGGUUACGACAUUGUCGAUAAGAUCCAGAAUUCAAAGACAGCUCGCGGAGAUAAGCCUGUCGAUACCGUCAAGAUUGUGAAGAGCGGCGAACUUGAAGUUCCACCCGAAGACUUGAAGGUACAAGCGCCGGCUUCGAUACCCCCGUCGAAUACGAUUGGUCAACUUAGUGGUCUUGCUGCGUGGCAGAAGCUUUUGGGGGUCUGCAUCGUGUUUGCCGUUUGCAUCGGGUUUGUGAAAAAGGCCCAGCGGCAUAACACCCACCGUGGUCCGCACGAAAAGACCGCUGCAUGAAAGGGGGCUAGCUAGAGAGGAGUGCGUCGAUAGUUCGAUAGUGUCCUGAGGCUAGUAGGUGCUAUCCUCUAGGUGGAUUAAUAUGCAAUUGCAGUUGCUUUGUAACUCGAUUAGUUGUGGUGCUUUGGCUCUUCACGCCGGUUUCGACCGUCAUUUGAAGUCCUAUUGCUGCUUGCAACUUGUCAUGCUGUGAGCUAGAAGUUGUUGAUGACCUCACAUUGCCAGCGCCUUAAUAUUGAACGUGCUUUGGCCAGCCUCAGCGGCAAGCACAAGCGUUACGAAGUCUUACCAAAGGUUAGCAAUUCGAGAGCAACUGAAUCCCUGCGAGUUCAAUUUAUUAGUUAUGGUAUCUUUAUACUUGGUUGUUGCACAGGUGACGACCCACUGUGUGCUUAAAACCAAUCAAAGUAAGUUGUCGGGUAGCCCAUUCACUAC
Emericellopsis atlantica is the source of this 1563-nucleotide messenger RNA. RefSeq names its product cyclophilin-like domain-containing protein. Gene Ontology annotation, biological process: protein folding; protein peptidyl-prolyl isomerization. Gene Ontology annotation, molecular function: peptidyl-prolyl cis-trans isomerase activity. Lineage: Eukaryota; Fungi; Ascomycota; Sordariomycetes; Hypocreales; Bionectriaceae. Gene Ontology annotation, cellular component: fungal-type vacuole; endoplasmic reticulum. The coding region runs from base 340 to 1128 and encodes 262 amino acids. The transcript has 4 exons. The record is from RefSeq and is a predicted model, not a curated record.